Parus major (Great Tit) is the source of this 3236-nucleotide messenger RNA. RefSeq names its product paired related homeobox 2 (gene PRRX2). The transcript has 4 exons. Gene Ontology annotation, biological process: regulation of DNA-templated transcription. The coding region runs from base 25 to 768 and encodes 247 amino acids. Lineage: Eukaryota; Metazoa; Chordata; Aves; Passeriformes; Paridae. The record is from RefSeq and is a predicted model, not a curated record. Gene Ontology annotation, molecular function: DNA binding; DNA-binding transcription factor activity, RNA polymerase II-specific.
GGCUGCGGGCUGGGGGUGGGAGCCAUGGACUCGGCGCCAGCCUUUGCCAUGGACAAGCCGUUCGCCCCCGGCGGCGUGCGCGGCCCGGAGCCGCCCGAAAACGCUCAAAGCCGGAAAAACUUCAGCGUGAGCCACCUCCUCGACCUGGAGGAGGUGGCGGCCGGUAUGAACGGGACCCCCGCGGCCGGUCCCCCGCCCGCCGGUAGCGGCAAGGCCAUCCCGGAGCCGUCGGGAGGCAGCAGCGGCAGCGAGGCAGCGCCCCAGGACGGCGAGAGCCUGAGCCCAAGCUGUGGGGCAGCCAAGAGGAAGAAGAAGCAGAGGAGGAACCGCACCACCUUCAACAGCAGCCAGCUGCAGGCUCUGGAGAGGGUUUUUGAGAGGACGCACUACCCCGAUGCCUUUGUACGGGAGGAGCUGGCGAGAAGGGUCAACCUCAGUGAGGCCAGAGUCCAGGUGUGGUUUCAGAACCGGAGGGCCAAGUUCCGCCGUAAUGAGAGGGCGAUGCUGGCCAACAGAUCGGCAUCGCUGCUCAAAUCCUACAGCCAAGAAGCAGCCAUUGAGCAGCCCAUGGCACCACGACCCACUGCACUGACCCCGGAGUAUCUCUCUUGGACCAGCACCUCCCCAUACAGCACUGUGCCCUCCUACAGCUCCAGCGGGACCGCAACGCCCACCCAAGGGGUGAACAUGGCCAACAGCAUCGCCAGCCUGCGCCUCAAAGCCAAAGAGUUCAGCCUCCAUCAGAAUCAGGUGCCGACCGUGAACUGAGCAGGGCAAACCCCAUCCCAUGGCCUCCUCCAGGAUACAGCGUGGAGCUCCUGUGCCGGUCCAGGACAAAUCUGCCACCUGCCCAGCACACAUGCCACUCAUCCAAUGUCUCAGCAUCUUCUCUCCUCUUCCCUUCCCUUCUGAAGGUAGAGUCAGUCCCAGGCUGAAGUGGCACAUAAUUAUAGCCACAUAUGGAGCGAACUUGGUUAGAAACUUGCUUUUCCGCACACCCUCAUAAUAACGGCUAUAUAUACACACAUACCCCCCACACGCUCUUUGAGGACAAACAGAUUUGCCAAGGGAACAAGAAUUUGCUUCCAAACAUGGAAGGAUCUUGGACUAUUGGAUUUGACCAAUUUGGGUAUCUUGCCCAGAGAGCCAAAGAGUUAUUGGGUCUUCUCCCGCAGGGACAGUGUGGGAGGAUCACGAGCCCCCCUUUCCACCAGGCUGUGACUUGCGGCGCUCAACUGUGUGUGCCAAAGCUGAUCCAUGUAUCCGUUUCUUUGUGCAACCCUAGCCACAGUGUGGGGUUUGGGACUUCCCAAAGUUUGGGCCUUUGGGAAGCUGAUGGCUCACCCAUGCCAUGGCCAGUCUCAGCCAGCCCUCUGUACUGUGCUGCCUGCAUUUAGGAGCUGCCUAUGCUGAUGGCAUCGGGCUUUGUCCCUUCCCAGAGGGGCGAGCAGAGCAUCUCAACAGAGCCGCCUGGAGCCUGUGAGCUCUCCCAUGAGCUGGGGAUGCAUCGGCAAUCCCCAAGCAGGCACUGCUGCCCUGCCUCGGUGGAUUUGCCAGCGAUUCUGCAGAGCCCCAGGUCAUUGAACCAUCCCAGGGAAUGAGAAAAUUGGAAAAAGCUGUUGGGUUUCAGCUGAGUAGGCGGCUCCCAGCGCUUCGUGCCAACGAAGGCUUCGCCUUCCGGAGGCACAGCCUCCCCGUCGGCAGCUUGCAGAUGUGCUCGGGGGUCUGGGGCCGGCAGCUCCAUGGGGGGAGGCUUUUUUGGUUUUGCAGAGAGGAAAUGGUUUCCCCCUCAUCCCACCCUGCUGUGCAGCCUAAUGAGGUUCCAAGGUGGGAUGUGCAGGGGGAUGGACACGGGGUGGGCAGCCUGGCCCUAAUCCCUGGGACUGAACUGCCUCCACAUUCCCCUGCCAGUUCCACGGCCAGAGUGGUGGAGGUGUGGUGUCCCUGUGGACAAAACCCGCUGGAAACCAGAUCACCCUUUCCUCACCCACUGGAAAGAGCCACCAGCCAAGCAUGGGGACACCACCAGCUCAGAGGGGUGGCCUGGACAGAGAAGACAGCCCUACUCCCCUAGAAGGGGUUGGUUUGGGGGCUGCAGCAAUAGAUCUGAGGACAAAUAGAGCAAUUGCUGAGGUGCCUCCUCCAGCCAAACAUCCUCUGGUUGGUGACACUGAGGCUGAAAGUGGCACAGUUACAAAGUGCCCACCUGAGUCCCCACAGCUCCCAACUUUCCACUGGGGCUUUCACUGCAGCUGCAUGUGCCACCCAGUGGCUGUGACACCAGGGCCUUCUGCUGCACCCCAGGCAAUGCCAGCAUGAGGGGGAGUCACCCAGCACCCAGAGAUGGAGACCUGAUGGGAGAACCAUCUCCUCUCUCUGGGUGUGAACCAGCCCCUCCAUCCUGCCUCCAGCCCCUGCCUUCUCUGCUCUACAGUGCAGCCCCCAGUUGGGAACAGCAACCUUGUCCUCAAGCUUGGCAGGCAGAGAGCAGGCACAGCCUGACUGACACUGUCCACCUCAUCCAGGGAGCAGUGUCACCCGAAACACCCACUCUCUGUAUUUCCAGGGCUGGUAUCCCUCCCAUUUGUCAUGCCAGAAGAAGAGCACACAGCUCCCCACAGCUCUGUGCAGAGACCUGCCAAGGCAGGGGGAAUAGGGAUCCACUGUGGAUCAAAUCAUCCACCCUGAGAAACACUGCUUGGGGCAGGAGGAGGGGGCCAGGGGGGUCCUAUUCCCAUGGAAAGCACAGGGCUCUUUUUUCAGUUAUACAAGAUGAAACCACAGGGAUAUAAAUGUCGCUGCCUCUUUGAGAACAUUAAUGAAAAUAAACCCAUUUAAUAGUUUGCAGAUGCUGUUUCUGUAAACCUAAAAAAAGCAGGGAAUAAAUAUUUCUUCACUAAAUAUCUAUAUGUAUAUAUAUAUUUGAAAACAUUUGCUCCUAAUCUUAGGGCCCCUCCUUUGCUGUGCUUUUGGCAGCUUAUCACAGCUUGUCAGUCAAUACUGAACUCACCAAGAAGAGAUACAAAUUGCACCCAUGGAGGGGGUAGCAGGACCGAGGGAUUAUUGUAAUCUAAGCUCUCUCUCACCCUUUCUAUUUGUACAUUUCAAUUACUUGUAACAAGAUCUAUGGUGGAUUUGUUUUUUUCUUCUGCAUGUCUGUGUUUUGGAAAUUUUUGUAAGGUUUUUGUAAAAACAACUCUUGUGAAAUAAUGGAGGAAUAAAUAUUUUACUGAGUA